Messenger RNA from Naegleria fowleri, 1470 nucleotides. RefSeq lists its product as uncharacterized. The record is from RefSeq and is a predicted model, not a curated record. The transcript is spliced from 5 exons. Gene Ontology annotation, molecular function: guanyl-nucleotide exchange factor activity. The coding region runs from base 1 to 1470 and encodes 489 amino acids. NCBI's taxonomy places the organism in Eukaryota, Heterolobosea, Eutetramitea, Acrasida, Naegleriidae. Gene Ontology annotation, cellular component: cytoplasm.
AUGCCAAACAAUUACUGUGGGGGAGGGAUUGAGAAUUGGCAUUUGAGAGGAAAUGUUCGAAUUCCUCCUCUCCUUCCUACGCUCUUCGGAAACAAAAACAAUCAUAUUUAUUCAAAUACAUUCUUAGAUACAUUACCCAUUGCUCAAAUUGCAUGCGGAUCAAAUCAUUGUAUACUAUUAACGGAAAGAAAUGAAUUAUAUUAUCAAGCCUCACCAACAUUUUCCUGUGGACGAUUUUCAAACGUUAUGAAUAAUAAUCUUCAGACGAGUGCUGUGGUUGUUGAUCAACAGUCUCCAAUCGCUAAUGUUUUUUGUGAACGUCAGAAUGACACCAUCACUCACGAUGAUCGAGAUUUUAGAAAAUUGAAUUUCGGAAAAAAGAUACGAAUGGUGGCUGCUUCGAGUGAUCAAUUUUUUGUGAUUACAAAAGAUGAUGAAAUUUAUUACACCUUUGGAGGAAGAGAAAAUUUAUGGAAUGAACGAUCAUCGUCAAUAAUGCAAGUGUCAGCGACGAGUUUCGAUGGAUCAACGUCACAAUCAUCGAGUCCACAAUUUCAAUUAUUUAAGCCAUGGCAACAAGUUAGAGAACGAAUUGAAAAGUUUGUGGCGUCGAGUUUUACGAGCUGUUUUAUCAUUGUCUCGACUGAAGGUAAAAUUUAUGUGAGCGGAUCACAAAAUUCUUUCACUUCUGGAAUGCUAGGAAUCCCAAUAAGUGGAAACUCUGAACAUAAUAGCAGGAGAUUUCAAAGAGUGACACUUCCUGGCAAUGAAAGAAGCAAGAUCAAGAUUGUGGCCAUUGGAGGUCAACACACCAUUAUUGUGACUGAACGAAAUGAAUUUUACUGCUCAGGAAGUAAUAUCUAUUAUCAAUUAGGUUUUCAAAGCUCGAGUGGAAAGCAAACAAAUUUUGUAAAACCAAAAAACAUCCCAUUCAUUGGAAAGAGAAUUGAAUCAGUAUCUUGUGGCUACGACUUUACCUUUGUUCUAGUGGAGGGAAAUAUAUUAUAUGCAUGUGGAAAUUCAUCCAGUGGGUGUUUAGGUUUUGGCACUUUUGAAAGAAUCAACUUUUUCACAAGAAUCUCAUUCUCCUUUCCCAUUCGACAGGUCGUAUGUGGAGAAGAUUUUACCAUGAUUCAAACCAAUAAUGGAUUAUUCUAUAGAGCUGGAUCCAAUCGUCACUCUCAAUUAUUCCUUAAACAAGUCAUCACACGAAAUGGCAUUCGUUCAGAAGUUGACAAAAUCGCAACCUUUGAACCAUGUUACAUUGACGACAAUAUUGAUGGAAUUGUGUGUGGAAGUUCAUACUUUUUCAUGUACAAAAAAACAUUCUCACAUGUACAGACUUUAUUUCCUAACCUUGUAAAUAUUCUCAACUUUUCCUCAUCUCUCUCUCAGUUCAAUAAUGCCGGGUAUUCCCUUGUUCCAGCAUUUUGUGAUAUUUCAUUCAUCCAACACUGUUGUUGUUUUUGA